This is a messenger RNA of Thecamonas trahens ATCC 50062, 3468 nucleotides long. RefSeq lists its product as uncharacterized. The transcript is spliced from 3 exons. Gene Ontology annotation, molecular function: nucleic acid binding; 3'-5' exonuclease activity; chromatin binding. Gene Ontology annotation, cellular component: condensin complex. Gene Ontology annotation, biological process: nucleobase-containing compound metabolic process; mitotic chromosome condensation. The record is from RefSeq and is a predicted model, not a curated record. The coding region runs from base 1 to 3453 and encodes 1150 amino acids. NCBI's taxonomy places the organism in Eukaryota, Apusomonadida, Apusomonadidae.
AUGCUAUGUUCCCUGCGCCACCCGCGGGCAAGCCUCCUCCUCCGAGCACUGUCGCUCCGGGUCGGAGGCGUCUCGGCGGCUGCGGCCGGCGGCGCGGCCGAGGGCUUCCUCCAGCUGCCGCGCGGCAAGCCGCUGGCCAAGAUCUCGGCCGAGUAUGUGGAACCCCUGCCUCCAGCCGAGUUUGCGGGCAAGAUCACGGUGACGGCGAGUCUGGACGAGGCCAACGAGGCGGCGGCGGCGGCCGGCUGGUGGCCGCGGCGCGAGGAUCCAGCGCCCGGGGCCAGCAAGCCGCUGCUGCUGGGCAUGGACGCUGAGAACGCGCUCCACUGGGACCGGACGACGGCCAAGUCUGCACCGACCUGCGUGCUGCAGCUGGCGUCGGACAAUGCUGCACUAGUGCUGUCGAUCGCGCGGCCUGCGGCGCGGGCGGCGUUUGCUGAUCGCUCGCGGCCCAACGCGGUCCGCGACCUCAUCGAGGCGCACGACGUGGCGCUGGUGUGCCAGGGUGCAGCCGGCGACGUCGGUCCGCUGCACUCGGAGUUUGGCAUGUUUGGCUCCUCGUUUGUGGAUCUGCUGGAGGUUUCGGCCCUCGCUGGCCUGUAUCCGCUCAAGCUCCGCUACGCCGUGGCACAGGUCCUCCGCCUGCGGCUCUCCAAGAAGGAGCAGAUGUCCAACUGGCGCCGGUGGCCGCUGACCCCGUCGCAGGUUGCGUAUGCCGCCACUGACGCCUGGGCGCCGCUGGCUGUUUAUCGCGGCCUUGCUGCUGCGCAUCCGCAUCUCGCCGCGGCAGUCGAUGCCCAGCUUGCAGCCGGCGGCCCGCCGCCGGAGCCCGGCGCGCCGCGCCUGGUCGUCUCGACCCGCCGCAUGCUGGCCAAGCCACUGCCCGCCUGGGCAGGACCCGAACUCGCCGCCAUGCUCGAAACACCCUUUGACGAUGCCGCAUCGUGGCCGCACACCCACCCAAUGGUCCUCGUCAACAACCUGGCGUCAUACUACCGGGCCCGCGUCGUCCGCUCGCGCAAUCAUCUUGGUCUCCGGCUGCGUACGGCUGCAGCGACGCUCCGCACACCGCUUGACACCUCGCCAGGCUCCGACAAGCGGACCCGCCUCGCCCGUGCCGCCCUCGCCCUCCUCGCCGACCUGUCCGCCUCGCCAGAUCUCCAGGACGCGCUCAUCGAGUCGCGCCUGGCCGCACUUGCCGCCAUUGGCAUCGGCAUCGACAUCGGGAUCAGCAUCAUGCUGAUGAUCGGCAUUCGCAUGCGCGUUCACAUUCACAUCGAGCGGCUGACCCAGGAGAGCCUGGCCCAGGCUGGGGCAGCCGUGGCCGAGGAGAUGCGCGGAGGGCCGACCAUUGGCGGGCGCAAGUCUAUUGCUCCCGGGCGCAAGUCCAUUGCUCCCGGGCGCAAGUCUAUUGCUCUUCGUCAGCCGCGAAAGUCCAUCCUUCCGCCGCCGCUGCUGUCGGGCAUCCAGCUGACAGACCUGUACUCCAACUGCCUCAAGAUGUCGGCCGAGAACAAGAUCAACCAGAAGAACACCUGGGGUCUUAAUCUCAUCGACUACAUCGACGACAUUGUUGAGGAGGACGAAACCGACUUUGCCCGCGCUUCUUGCACCAUCGACGCCUCCAUCAAGAUCUACUCCACCCGAGUCGACGCUGUCCACAUCGACACUUACAAGGUCCUCGGCGGCCUUGCGCGCACAAAUGGCCCGGGCGGCGAGAACGGCGAGGAUGAUGCCGAUGCUGGCGGUGAGAACAAGGAGAACGACGAGUUUGAGUCGGAUGAUGACGACGACGAGUACAGCCCCGGCGGAAAGCGCAAGGCCAAGACCAAGACCAAGGACGCGAGGGCGGCCAAGGCCAAGGCCUCGGCAACACUCGAGGCCAACAUUGCCAACCUCAACACGGAUGCCCUCGACCUCGACUUUGACAUCGACCCGCUGUUUCAGAAGACCUCGGCCGAGUUUGACGAGGGCGGUGCUCGCGGCCUCCUCCUCAACCAUCUCACGCUCUCCGAGUACGGCCAGCUCAUUUUUGGCUCACACAUCUCCAUCUCGUCGGCCGGCGCCGGAGGCGCUACCCGCCCCGAGCCCGAGCCUAUCGACUUUACCGACGCCCGCAAGAUCUACGGUGAGCCCGAGUACGCCUCGCUCCAGAUUUGUCCCGAGUUUGUCACCUUUGCCGCCGCCCAGUGGGGCCGCAACGUAGGCCCGGCUCCUUCCGAUGCGCCUGCAGACGCGCCAGCAGAUGCUGCUGCAGACACUUCGGCGACCAGCGCGUCGCGUGCCGACUUUUUCGCCGCCAUGGCCGCCACCACCAGCGGUGUCGAGGAGGCCGUGUGGGAGGAGGCCGACUUUGACGACGACGACGACGACGACGAUGCGGGCGCUGGCUCGUUCCGCCUUCACGACUCGGGCCUCUCGGCCGCCUCGCUUGGCAUGACUUCGUUCUCGUCGGCGGGCACCUCCUCGUCCGAUGCGCUCGCCUCGCUCUUUGGUGCCGGCCACGCCACCGCCGCCGCUGCCUCGGCCCUUGACUCGGUCCUCCGCAUGACCAAGGAGUCGAGCGUGGCCUCCGAGUACGGCUUCUUUGCCCCAGGCGCCGUCAAGUCCUGGGCUGGGCCAACCAACUGGAAGUACUCGGGCUCGGCCCGCGCCCGCGCCGCCGCCAAGUCGGACGGCUCGGCAAAGUCCAAGAAGGCCAAGUUCUUCCUCCAGCUCGCGCCGCCCCUCGCCAUCGACCUCGCUACACUCGGCAAGACUUCGUCCAAGUCGACCACCCUCAAGGCUUCUACUCUCGCCAAGGCGUCCAAGGACGCCCACCUCCUUCCGCCCGACAUCCACUACGACAUUGCCGAGCUCACCCACUUUGCGCUCCGCCCCUCGUUUGCACUCUCGCUCCCCGGCGCUGCCGCCGCCCACCACCCCACCUCGAUGGCCGCGGCGCUCUCGAGCCGCGGAGGCGGCUUUGGCGGCUUUGGCUCCGACAACGACGACGAUGACAACGGCGAAUGGGCGUUCUUUGGUGACGCUCCGGACGCCCCCGGCGCGGGUACCGACCUCGGCGACGCCGACGUCGACCUGCUCGACGAUCCGCGCCGCGUUGCCAAAAUCGACAUCAACUACGAGCGUGUCGCCAAGAAGGUCGAUGUCAAGGCGCUCAAGCGUGGCGUCUGGGCACAGCUCACGGUCGACGAGCCGCGUGAGGCGCUGGCGUCCAAGUCGGCCCUCCCGCCGCGGAUGGACGACGAGCGGGCCGUCACCUUUUCGUCGGUUGUCGCCGACCUGCCAUCUACUCUCCCGCGCCGCGUCAUGCAGGAUGCCUCGGUGCCCUUUGCCUUUAUCUGCCUCUUGCACCUCUGCAACGAAAAGGGCCUCAUGAUCGAGGGCUCGCCGGACAUGACCGACUUUGUCGUCCGCCAGGAUCCCGACGUCGUCGAGCCCGAUACGCACUGACUGCUUAAACUGUAC